CUGCUUUCAUCUCGCUUCAUUCAAUUUCUUCAUUAUCCACUGCUUUCUUGAACAAAUUCAUGCCUGCAAGUGUGGCCACACCUCGGUGAACUUUGAACCUAAACUUAUUUUCACCCCGAAAAGCUCCAAGGUUCACUUUCUGCAGCGCGUAGCCUGCAGUACAAAGACACACAUUGCUCUUAAGAAGAAGGAUUUCUGCACAGCUCGCCUAAUGAGGCGAAGCUGAAAGACGCAUAAUGAAGCAGAAAGCGCCUUUGCUAUGCUUUGCACUGUGGUUGUUUUUCUCUUUUGCUCCAAUUUGCCUUUGUGCUCAGAGCAAUUCAAAAGGCUGGCACGACAGAGACACUCGGUGGCUUUGGAAGAAAAGUGGCACGAAAAAGUUCUGUGAUCCCUCCGUCAGCGACCAGACAGCAAGUGCUGUCCCCGAGUGCAGCCCUGGCUUCUACAGAGAACGAACAGGACCAAGUAAGGGACGGUGUGUGCCAUGCCGCUGCAACGGACUUUCUGAUUUGUGUGAUGCACAAACGGGGAACUGCAUGAACUGCCGGUUUGACGCCGUGGGGGAUCGAUGUGAGCGGUGCAGGGAAGGUUUCCACGGACACGCCCCCAACAGGACCUGCCGAGCCUGUCCCUGUCCCUCCACACACAACAAUUUUGCGGUAGCCUGCCUCGACGUCAGCCCAGGAGUUGUUGAGUGUUUGUGUAAAAGAGGCUACAGUGGAGCUCGCUGCGAGAGGUGUGCAUUUGGCUACUAUGGUAACCCCAUGGUGCCUGGAGACACCUGCAAACCCUGCAGCUGCGCAGACAGCAGCUUAAGCGGCUGUGACUCUCUGACUGGAGAGUGCGCCACGGGGGCUAACGGCAGCGGCGGCGAUCCCUGCCACGGAUGUGACAGCUGUGCUUGUGCUCUGCUGGUGGACUUGGAGAAAGAGGACGGUGGAGUGGCUCUGCUGUGUCAGCUGGUGCUGAACAUUACCGCCGGCCUCCCCGGGCUGAGCCUGCUGGAGGCUGAUGCCUCGCAAACAAAGCUUCGGGUUGAUGGAUACAGCGGUGCUGUGAGGUGGCUGGACCCAAACGUGGAGCAGCUCGAGGCGGACAUCGCUCUGGUCGGAAAUGACCUGACUCGCCAAAAUAAUGAG
Molecule: messenger RNA, 1139 nt
Organism: Poecilia latipinna (sailfin molly)
Lineage: Eukaryota; Metazoa; Chordata; Actinopteri; Cyprinodontiformes; Poeciliidae
Product: laminin subunit alpha-3-like
Exons: 8
Biological process (GO): substrate adhesion-dependent cell spreading; basement membrane assembly; tissue development
Cellular component (GO): laminin trimer
Source: RefSeq, a predicted model, not a curated record